UAAUACCUCACUUUCAACAAUGGAUAGAUCAUCCAAACAGAAAAUCAGUAAGGAAACUGGAUUUGAACUACACUAUACACCAAAUGGGCCUUUCUGCACUACCCAGAGAGGAGUAGAUAUGGCAUUGUUCUGAGUUCCCAUCAUAACUUAAAGGGAAACUUCCACAAUGUUUAGAGCCCUUCAUGUCCUGCAAAUGAAGGAGGAUGUUCUCAAGUUCCUUGAAGCAGGAACCCACUUAGGUGGCACCAAUCUUGACUUCCAAAUGGAACAGUUCAACUACAAAAGGAAAACUGAAGGCACUUACAUCAUAAAUCUGAAGAGAACCUGGAAGAUGUUUCUGCUGGCAGUUUGUGCCAUUGUUGCCAUUGAAAACCCAGCUGAUGACAGUGUCACAUUGUUGAUGAAUACUAUCCAGAAAGCUGUGCUGAAGUUUGAUGAUGCCACUGGAGACACUCACUGCUGGCUGCUUCACUCCUGUAACCUUCACUUACCAGAUCUGGGCAGCCUUCCAGGAGCCGAGACUUCUGGUACUGAUCUCAGGACUGACCGCCAUCCUCUCACAGAGGCAUAUUAUGUUAACGUGCCUACCAUUUUUCUUUGUUACACAGAGUCUACUCUGCACUAGGUGGACAUGCCAUCCUGUGCAACAGAAAAGGAGCUCACUAAGUGGGUCUGAUGUGGUGGAUGCUGACCUGGGAAGUUUCCCAUGUGCUGGGUACAAUCACCCUCUCCCCCAGAAGUGGAAAGGGGCAUCUGUGACCUGAGGCUUCAGGAGCCACAGCAGUUCACGUGACCCAGGUCCCGGUAAUGGCACCACCAACACCAGCCCUACUGGCAAUGGGGGAUGGACACAAGAUCCCAGGUCCCUGGCAGCAGUGGCAACACCAAAGAACUCAGCACCUCUGGCAGUAGUGCUGUCAGCACCCUCAGAUUAACCCAGGAGCAGCAGCACCUGAGCCUGUGAAGAGAGCCAGGAAACUGACAGUGGAGCCCACAACCCCAGUCCCCUGCAGUAGACGUGCCCACAUCAGCCCCAUAUGUGGCAGUGGUGCCCGCAGAGCCAAUAAACCCAGAGGUGGUGAAGGUGCGCAUGACCCCAGCUCUCACCUCACCACCUCCCUCCACCAUGCUGAGGUAACAUGACAUCCAGGUGACCCCAGAAGCAGCAAAGGUGCUUGCACCCUGAUGACCCCAGUGGCAGCACCCACAACUACAGUGAUAUAAGCAGCAAGGCAUCAACAAUCUUAGAGGCAAAGGCAGCACAAGGAGGGAACUGUCAAUGCCUCUGGCAGAGUCAGUGGAGGGCGAAAAAUGGAGGCUCCCAAAUACAACAAGAAUCAGCUUAGAAUCAAAGUAACCAAAGCUGCAUCCAAAUAAGAAAGGUGUUUACUACCACAAGUGCACUGGCAGCAGAACAACUCAUCAAGCACCAUGAAGAGUUGCAGUAACAUGGUAGCACAAGAAGAAAAUGAUGGCUCUCCAGAAACCAAACUUGAAGUCACAGAAGAUUGUGGUCUGAUAGAGAAUUCAAAAUAGGUGUCAUGAAGAAAUUACAAUAAUGAGUUACAAUAAAACUCAGGAAGACAGUUUACUGAGCUCAGAAAUCAAAUUAAUGAACAGGAGGAGUACUUCACCAAAGAGGUUGAAACACAAAUUCUGGAAAUGAAGAAUACAAUUAAUGAGCUGAAGAAUAAAGUAGAAAGUAUUGAAAAUAGAGCAGGUAAUAUGGAAGAUAGAAUUAGCAAGCUUGAAUAUCGAACUCUAGAAAUGAUUCAGGUGGAAUAGGACAGAGAACUAAGAUUUGCUUUUUAAUGUAGCAAUUC
Messenger RNA from Equus caballus (horse), 1823 nucleotides. The record is from RefSeq and is a predicted model, not a curated record. Lineage: Eukaryota; Metazoa; Chordata; Mammalia; Perissodactyla; Equidae.